CGCCGUCGCCCCUCUCCUUCUCUCUCAAAUUCCCUCUACCUAAACCCUAACUCCCCUUCGUCGGCUGCUUGCUUGCCGGUAAUAAUGGUGGCCCACCACCACACCUAGCCCUAAUGGCUCACCCAUGACCGGAUUCUUGCUGUCUUGAGGUACACAAGGGACUAGUGGUUGUUCGCUCACCACCCAUGGCCUAUUCUCGCCGUUCUCAGGCCACUAUGGCCCGAUUGAGGUUUGGUCAACAAGGUGACAAUUCGUUAAAACUAGCUCAAAAAGGAGUGAAACAUGCACAAUACAAGUCCAAGCACAGUGUAACAGGACCAAUGCGGCCACACUCCAUUCUGUGCGGUCCGCAAAGAGGAAGUUCAGAGAGGUGCUCAUUUCAAACAUUCAAGCAAUGCAGCCGCAAAGCAUUUCAUACGGACCAUAUUGGCUUCAUUGCGGCCGCAUUCGAUUCUGUGCGGUCUGCAAAGCUGAGGUUCAGAGAGUUUCCAAUUUAAGGAAACAUUGCCAAUGCGGUUCGCGGUCCUUUUUGUGCAGACCGCAACAAAAGCCACCGCGGCCGCGAUGCAUUUUGUACGGCCCGCGGUGGCCAAGUUCAGAGAUCAAAAGUUUUAAGCCAAGAGCCUCAGUGUGGCCACACUCGAUUUUGUGCGGUCUGCAUUACCCCGCAUGGGUAUUUUUGUCCAGAAAAUUUUG
Messenger RNA from Nicotiana tabacum (common tobacco), 696 nucleotides. The record is from RefSeq and is a predicted model, not a curated record. NCBI's taxonomy places the organism in Eukaryota, Viridiplantae, Streptophyta, Magnoliopsida, Solanales, Solanaceae.